AUGGCCCCCGUUACCUUCACUCAGGAGCAGCUCCAAAGCUUGCGUUCUCUUCCCGCCCCCGAAUACACAAUGGCAUCCCACAGCGCCCAGCAGACUCCUGCCACGGCUUCCACUGAGCUUUCUCAGACCGACUACUUCGGCCCGUCCUCCCAGAGCUCCUCUACCAACUCUUCGCGCACCUCCGCUGAGAUCCAGCGUCCGGCCGUCACCAGCGCUCCCCAGCAGCUCAAGGCCAAGAACCCCCUCCCUCCUCUGUCCCGCGACUUCCCCAAGCCCGCCGAGGACAUCAACGUCGCCGAGGCCCUUGCCCGCAAGCCCGGUCGCUGGACUAUCCAAGGCGCCGUCGCCGCCGAGAACGCGCGCAUCCGUCCCGUCGUUGACGAGGAAAAGGAGAAGGCCAAGCGUCUGCAGGCCCUCGCCGACGCAAAGAAGAACCUCUUCGCCGCCAGCGAGUCUCUCAAGACCAUCUCUCUGCCUCCUCGCAAGAACAACUUCUAA
Messenger RNA from Colletotrichum siamense, 498 nucleotides. RefSeq lists its product as uncharacterized. The record is from RefSeq and is a predicted model, not a curated record. Bases 1 to 498 code for a protein of 165 amino acids. NCBI's taxonomy places the organism in Eukaryota, Fungi, Ascomycota, Sordariomycetes, Glomerellales, Glomerellaceae. The transcript has a single exon.